Molecule: messenger RNA, 4960 nt
Organism: Nanorana parkeri
Lineage: Eukaryota; Metazoa; Chordata; Amphibia; Anura; Dicroglossidae
Gene: PTPRU
Product: protein tyrosine phosphatase, receptor type U
Exons: 32
Coding region: 165-4490 (1441 amino acids)
Biological process (GO): protein dephosphorylation
Cellular component (GO): membrane
Molecular function (GO): protein binding; protein tyrosine phosphatase activity
Source: RefSeq, a predicted model, not a curated record
CGGUACACUCAGCUAGUCUGACACUCUCCUGCACUCUGCAACUUUCCCGUGCUGGAGCAGGCUGGAAUGACAUAGGGGGGAGAGAAGUAUGUCGCGAUAAAGAGCAGAAAUGUACACGGCUGGCUACAGAGGGAAGGAGAGCAUACUCAUCUAAGGAAUUGCACAUGGGCAUAAUGUACCCCCAAUUGCUACAGCUACUCUUCAUCGCCCCCCUGUGCUUCCCCCUGGAGACUGAGACUCCCACAGCUGGCUGCACCUUUGAAACCCAUAGCGACAUUGGUCCCUGCGAAGUGACACAAGGCACAGAAGAUGAUUUUGAUUGGCGCAGAGUGCAGGAUCCUCAUGGGAACCCUGAUUUACCUCAAGGUUCUUACCUCUUGGUUAACUCGUCUGAACAUGCUGCAGGGAAACGGGCUCAGCUCUUCUUUCAAGCUCUAAGUGAAAAUGACACCCACUGCCUGCAGUUCAGCUAUAUUCUUCAUAGCAGAGACGCCAGGGGUCCUGGCUCAUUGCGAGCCUAUGUGCGAGUGAAUGGAGGUCCCCUGGGCACAGCUGUUUGGGAAGUUUCAGGGCCACGUGGAAAGCAAUGGCAACAAUCAGAGCUUGCUGUGAGCACUUUCUGGCCCAGUGAAUACCAGGUUUUGUUUGAAGCAGAGGUGUCUGGAACUCCUCAAGGAUUCAUUGCAUUGGAUGAUAUUCUACUGCUAAGUUACCCCUGUGCCCAGGCCCCACACUUCUCUCGUCUGGGUGAGCUGGAAGUGAAUGCUGGGCAGAAUGCCACAUUCCAGUGUCCUGCUGCUGGCCGGGCAAACGAUGGAGAAACUUUCUUACUGCAGAGGCAAAAUGGAGGCAUUAUCUCAACAGGGGUAAUACAGCACAUCAGCCACUGGCGACUGCUGGCCUCCUUCCAGCUCUUUGAAGCUGGGCGUGAGGAUCAGGACCUGUACCGCUGUGUGAGCCGCUCCAUUUAUGGGGCUGGAGUGUCUAACUUUGCUGAGCUCGUAGUGAAAGAGCCGCCCACCCCUAUUGCUCCGCCGCAACUUUUAAGAGCCGGUCCCACCUAUCUGAUUGUACAACUUAACACUCGCUCUAUCACGGGUGAUGGGCCCAUUGUGCGCAGGGAGAUCGAGUACCGCGUGAGUGGAGGAAGUUGGCGGGAACGGCAUGCUGUCACUGCGCACACAUACAAACUGUGGCACUUGGACCCUGACUCACAGUAUCACAUUUCUGUGCUACUUACUCGCCCUGGGGAGGGAGGCACUGGGAGACCUGGACCAGCCCUCAUCAGCCGGACAAAAUGUGCAGAGCCCAUGCGAGCGCCUAAAGGCCUUUCAUGCACAGCUGAGCAGCCACGCCAGCUGACUUUGCACUGGGAAGCAGUCGGAUUCAACAUCACCCGUUGUCACACCUACUCUGUAACACUCUGCUACCACUAUGAAUUAAGCACACUGCAAGACUGUGUGACAGUGGAGGGAGGAGCCAGUCAUUAUACUCUCCGAGGUCUACCUCCAUAUAGUGCCAUCCAUUGCCGCCUUGUGAUUUCCAACCCUGAGGGAAGAAAGGAGGGCAAAGAGGUCACCUGCUAUACACAGGAAGAUGUUCCAGGGGCUAUUGCCUCAGAGUCUCUUGCCCAUACCGGUAUAGAUGAUGCCAUUCUGAUGUCUUGGGAUGAGCCUGCUGAACCUAAUGGGAUUCUCACACAAUAUGAGCUCAGCUAUCAAAUCAUUGAAUCCUCAGAUCCUGCUGUAACUGUGCCAGGACCACGUUCCACAAUCUGUAAACCUCCUAACGAAACAUCUCAGCUUCUCACGAACUUGCAUCCAGGAACUACUUACCUUCUUAGUGUACGUGCACGCAAUAGCAAAGGCUAUGGGCAAAGUGCUCUUACUGAGCUGACCACCAAUAUUUCAGCACCUGCGUUUGAUUACAGAGACCUACCUGCACCAAUUGCUGAAACUGAUCAAACCAUUACGGUUCUUUUAAGGCCCGCACAAGGAAGAGGAUCCCCUGUCAGUUUUUAUCAGGUGCUGGUUGAGGGUGAAAGUUCCCGCCGGUCUCGGCGUGAGCUUGCUGUCCCGGGCUGUUUUCCUGCGGCAGGUGGAUAUGAAGAAGCAGAAAUGGAGGGAGCCACUAGUUAUGUAGGAGCAGAACUUCCACCCAGUGAAUUGCCUCGGGACACUCCCUUUAUUGUCGGUGACAAUCGCAGCUAUGGAGGCUAUUGGAACCCGCCACUCGAUCCUCGGAAAGGUUAUCUCAUCUAUUUGCAGGCCGCCAGCCAUCAUCGUGGGGAAACACGUCUAAACUGUGUUAGGAUUGCCAGAAAAGCUCCCUGCAAAGAUAGCCACCGCUUCUCUAUGGCCCCACAGCAUUCAGAAGAGAUGGGACUUGUGCUUGGUAUCUGUGCUGGUGGGUUGGUUGUUUUCAUCAUCCUGCUUGGUGCUGUCAUUGUCAUUGUACGGAAGGGAAGAACUCAGUUUUCUUAUGCAUACUAUCCGAAGCCAAUGGGUUUGACUAAGUCUGCCCUGCCAGUGCGGCAUGAGAAUUCCUGUGCUGCAGUUCCUAGGGAACAUGCCAAGAUCACAGAUCAACCUAAGCUACUGCAGGAAGAGGCAGCACUAACAUUCUUACACAACUAUGGUUCUCGAGGGGAGCAACGUGUUGGCUCUGUGACGGAGUCAAGCAGCCUUCUGGGAGGGUCACCUCGGAGGAAUGGAGGCAGGAAAGGCUCUCCAUAUCACACGGGGCAGCUACACCCUGCUGUACGCGUGGCAGAUCUUCUCCAGCACAUAAACCAGAUGAAAGUUGCAGAGGGUUAUGGAUUUAAACAAGAAUAUGAGAGCUUCUUUGACUGGGAUGUGACUAAGAAAAAGGAUAAAGGAAAAGGAAGACAAGAACCUCCACCAAACUAUGAGAGGCACCGCGUCCGACUCCACCCUCUUCAGACGGAAUGCAGCUCAGAAGAGAUAAAUGCCAACUACAUUGAUAUCCGGAUUAACCGAGAAGGUUAUCACAGAUCAAACCACUUCAUUGCUACACAAGGUCCCAAGCAAGACAUGAUCUAUGAUUUUUGGAGGAUGGUCUGGCAAGAACACUGCUCAAGUAUAGUGAUGAUCACCAAGCUGGUGGAAGUUGGAAGGGUAAAGUGCAGCAAGUAUUGGCCAGAUACCACGGAAACAUAUGGAGAUAUUCGCAUAACUUUACUCAACACAGAAACAUUGUCAGAGUAUACAGUGAGGACACUUGCUCUGGAACGGCGUGGUUAUACUGCCAGACAUGAAGUAAAGCAGUUCCACUUCCUCUCAUGGCCAGAACACGGUGUACCAUUUCAUGCCACAGGGUUGCUUGCCUUCAUCCGAAGAGUCAAGUCCUCCACACCCCCUGAUGCUGGACCUGUUGUUGUACAUUGCAGUGCAGGAGCUGGAAGGACAGGCUGCUACAUCGUCCUGGAUGUAAUGCUGGACAUGGCGGAAUGUGAAGGGGUUGUGGAUAUUUAUAACUGUGUCAAAACACUUUGCUCUCGACGUAUAAACAUGGUUCAAACACAGGAGCAGUAUGUUUUUAUCCAUGAUGCAAUCCUGGAGGCCUGCCUUUGCGGUGAUACAGCGAUACCAAUUUGUGACUUCAAACAAACAUACAAGGAGAUGCUGCAGAUAGACACACAGAGCAAUUCGACACACCUGCGGGACGAAUUCCAGACCCUUAAUUCAGUGACUGCACAACUUGGUGUUGAAGAAUGCAGUGUUGCUUUGUUACCGCACAACAGAGAUAAAAACCGCAGUAUGGAUGUAUUACCGCCAGAUCGCUCUCUUCCCUUACUCCUGUCUGCUCAUGGAGAGGACACCAGCAAUUACAUUAAUGCUGCCCUUACCGAUAGUUACAAGAAAAGUUCACAUGUCAUUGUUACUGUACAUCCUCUGCAAAACACAAUCACAGACUUCUGGAGGCUAGUCUAUGACUACGGCUGUAGCAGCAUUGUCAUGUUAAACCAACUAAAUCAAUCUAAUUCUGCAUGGCCAUGCUUGCAGUACUGGCCAGACAGUGGAAUUUCCAGAUAUGGACCGAUGGAAGUUCAAUUUGUGUCUGGCUCUGUAGACGAAGAUGUCAUAACGCGCCUGUUCCGAGUACAAAACAUAACAAGGGAUGAACAUCUGCUGGUUAAGCAUUUCCAGUAUCUACGCUGGUCCCCUUACAGAGAUACUCCAGACACAAAAAGGUCCUUCUUACAAUUACUUUCUAUGGUAGAGCAAUGGCAGGAACAGAACAGAGAACACAGACUUCUUGUACAUUGCUUAAACGGUGGAGGUCGAAGUGGAACAUUUUGUGCCUGCGCCAUGCUCUGUGAGAUGAUCCGAUGCCACAGUGUGGUUGAUGUCUUCUACGCAGUGAAAAGUCUGAGAAACGUUAAACCAAAUAUGGUAGAAUCUUUGGACCAAUAUCGCUUCUGCUAUGAAAUUGCCCUGGAAUACUUGGAAUCAUAUGAUGCCAGAUAGCAUCCAUUUACGCUUGGAAGGCAACCACAUAGCCUUUGCCCUGUGGAAGAGGGACGUGCCAAUUGGAUAUGUUUAUUUUUUGGGGCCAAAAUCAAACACAAUUUAGUCACCUUCCAUAAUACAGUUUAAAAAUGGCUUCUCUUAACUAUCCCUACUGGACAAGGAUAGGGUUUAUAAUUGGAAGUCAUGAUAGUAGUUGCCUGUACAUAUUUACAACUGUACAUAUUGGUGUGAUUAUGGAAGGCAUAGCUCUGCUUCUCAAUUUGUGAGACUGAGAGCUCUUCACCUACUUGUAGUUGUUAUUAUGAGGGUGACUCCAACAAAUGAUGUUCAGUAGCUGAGGGUACAGUGCUACAUUACUAUUUUUCUCUGAUCUGCUGCAUUAAGCACUUCAUGAUGUCCUGCAGCUUGCAGUGUCUGCACUAAGGAAAUAUAUGGAAGAUCCGACACCUAGACAAAAGAAGAUCCAG